AUGAGCAACAAGAUAGUGCCUGGCGUGUACCGUCACAUCGUCGAUGAUGUUAUGGCAAACAUCAGAUCUGAGUUCGAAGAGUUCGGCGUCGACGAGCGAGUGUUGACCGACCUUCAGGCGAGGUGGGAAAGCAAGAUUCUGAGUUCAAACGUUGCAGAAUUCGAGAGAGCACCUCCGCAACAGCCGCAACCGCAUCUCGUCUAUCCAUCUGCCCCACCUUCCCUUCCAGGCCCACCCCUCUCGACGCGCUACUCUCAUCCUAACCACCUUGAUUCAACUCAGCCUCCGCCACUCGCCGCUCCGCCUCCGUCCACGCUCUAUCCGCGUCUCCCAUCAAACGGCGUUGGGAAUCCGCUCGGUUCUGGCUCGCCUUACGGCUUCAAUGCCUCAUUACCACCAGUGAAACAGGAACCUCAGACUCAAACACUUCCGCGAAUACCACAAUUAGAUGGACCAUCAUCUUCAUCGCAGGAUUCUGAUGGUUCAUCCGAUGAAGCAUCACCGUCUCCGAUAUCGAAACCUGUUCCACUGCCAUCUCUGAAAGUUGAGAAGAAGGAAGAAAUUGAUGACGAAGCAGUCAUAGGUUCCGAUCUUGAUGACUCAGACGAUGAUGAUAAUCUCGCAGGAAUUGGAGAUGACCCAGUGAAUGGUGCCAAGGACAUCGUAUUUUGUACUUAUGACAAGG
This is a messenger RNA of Cantharellus anzutake, 685 nucleotides long. RefSeq names its product transcription factor IIA, alpha/beta subunit-domain-containing protein. The annotation marks the transcript as partial. Gene Ontology annotation, cellular component: transcription factor TFIIA complex. NCBI's taxonomy places the organism in Eukaryota, Fungi, Basidiomycota, Agaricomycetes, Cantharellales, Hydnaceae. The record is from RefSeq and is a predicted model, not a curated record. Gene Ontology annotation, biological process: transcription initiation at RNA polymerase II promoter; transcription by RNA polymerase II. The transcript has 4 exons.